Adineta ricciae is the source of this 612-nucleotide messenger RNA. Lineage: Eukaryota; Metazoa; Rotifera; Eurotatoria; Adinetida; Adinetidae. The record is from the annotation of a GenBank genome assembly.
AUGUCAUAUCCAAUUCAACAGUAUAAUUCGAACAACGGCGCAGUUGUUGAUAGAGCUGUCUUCAAUGAAAGCGGCGAUGGAGAUAUAUUUCGUUCAUUUCUCGGCAUCGCAAAUCGAAUGAUGAAUGAUAUGGUACAGAAUGGACCGAGUCUGGACGGUGUUUCUUCGUUGGCAAAUUUAAGCUCGGGUGAUUCAGGAGUAAAAGUUUUCGGUAUAAGUUCGAUGAAUGUGACGCAAAUAUCUCGUGGGCCAGAUGGUCGUCCACAUAUUGUUCAAGCUCAUGACGAGCGUCGAAUGGGACCUGGUGGUAUCUGGCAAACGAAAAAAGCACUACGCGAUCCAGAUCGUGGCAUUGAUCGCAUGCAAGUAGGAUAUUUCGUUGGCGACCAAGGGGAAAUUAUCGAGCGAACUCGUGAUCCAGCUACUGGACAGUAUCGACACGAAACAAAGCGUCGCGGUGCUCCUCCAAGUGGACAGAAUUUUACGGAUCAAUGGAGAAUACAAGCACAACAAGCAAUGCAACGACCACCCGGUUUAGCACGAGCAGCACCACCACCACAACAGCAACUUCCUUAUAAUGAUCAAGGUGCGCAAUACGGCCAGUACUAUUAG